This is a messenger RNA of Capsella rubella, 1031 nucleotides long. RefSeq lists its product as uncharacterized. The record is from RefSeq and is a predicted model, not a curated record. Bases 62 to 757 code for a protein of 231 amino acids. Lineage: Eukaryota; Viridiplantae; Streptophyta; Magnoliopsida; Brassicales; Brassicaceae. The transcript has 4 exons.
CAAACCCACUCUUUUUACAAAGCAGAGAUUUUUGGUUUGUUUUGUUUCUUCUCGAUCUUUCAUGGCGAGAUCUCAUCAGUUUCGUGUGGAUUUGGGUUACGGCGUUGAAGAAAUGGGGUUUCGUUCUCAUCUGUUCGAUACUGCCGUCGGAGGAUUCAACUCACUCAGCCGCCGCAACCACCGUGAUCAUCCGUACGUUUCCGACGUCGUGGUCGAUACACUCUCUGACCAGUUCUCUUCGCUUUCUCUUCUUCCUACUCCUAAACCCAUACCUACUCCUGUUUUACCUUCGAGUCUCCAGCAGUCGUUUAGGUCUAAAGGUCUUAAAACUGAUCAGAGAUCGUACGGAGAAAGGCUCAAGCUUGAAGCGUUUUAUGAACUUCAUCUUUCAAGGAUCCGCAAAAAUGAGUCGCAGCAAGAUAGAGCUAAGGUUUUGCAGAGGCAAGAAGCACGGUUGCACAAUGGAGGUUUGGUUCAUCGAAACUGCAACGUUUUAAGAGAAUCUAAAGGAACCGGCGUUUUCCACCCUCUUCAGCGUCCAGCUACUAAGACUGUGACCUCCGUGGAGACUGUGACCUCCGUGAAGAAGCGUACCAAAGCAGAGCAAAGGAAAGCGAAUCAAAGUGAGAAAGAGUUAUUCACCAAAGAAGGAAGAGGAGUAAUGACUACUACAAGGCAGGAUCAGCAGCAACAGAAGGAUGAGUGUCAUUAUCAUUUGCCUCCAGACAUGGAUUUCUCCAAGGACUGGGCUUUCUGAUGGGACAAGCUCGAGUAGUUGUUACUACUAAAAUAGGUCUUUUGGUUAUUAUCAAUUAGGAGGUAAAUAAUAAUCAGGACAAAGUUUAAAGAUGUCGACCUAGUAUGGGUGAAUUUAAGUCUAAAUAUCUCUUUUUGGUACUAUGAGCUAGUUUUUGGGUCAAUCUGGUAUGUGUCUCAACUUCAGAGUUGUACUUAAUGGAGAAAAGUAGACAACUUUGAGAAUGUUAAGUUUGCUUUCAGUAUACAAUCAGUACUGUGAUCUUACUUGCUUA